Molecule: messenger RNA, 299 nt
Organism: Penaeus monodon (black tiger shrimp)
Lineage: Eukaryota; Metazoa; Arthropoda; Malacostraca; Decapoda; Penaeidae
Product: valacyclovir hydrolase-like
Source: RefSeq, a predicted model, not a curated record
GGACUAUCAAAUCAGAUUUUGGUCCCCAGCUGAAGAGCCUCCCCAGUAAGCAUUUACAGCUGGUGGCUUGGGAUCCUCCUGGCUAUGGCAAAAGCAGGCCUCCAAACAGAGACUUUAACUUUGACUCUUUACGCACAGAUGCCACCAUGGCUGCUGUUAUGAUGAAGAACCUUGGUUACAAGAAUUAUUCAUUUACACUUUUGGAUGAGUGUUGGGGCAUUACAGCCCAUGUUGCUUGCUGCUGGAUUCACCAGCUGUUGAAAAAUGAUUAUAUUUGGAGCAAAUGCCUAUAUUCCUAA